This is a messenger RNA of Mixia osmundae IAM 14324, 1986 nucleotides long. RefSeq lists its product as uncharacterized. The record is from RefSeq and is a predicted model, not a curated record. The transcript is spliced from 2 exons. The coding region runs from base 1 to 1986 and encodes 661 amino acids. NCBI's taxonomy places the organism in Eukaryota, Fungi, Basidiomycota, Mixiomycetes, Mixiales, Mixiaceae. Gene Ontology annotation, molecular function: DNA binding; histone binding. Gene Ontology annotation, cellular component: SWI/SNF complex. Gene Ontology annotation, biological process: positive regulation of DNA-templated transcription.
AUGGAUGCUGCUGAGGAAGAGAGGAAGAGGUCGGCAGAUCAGCAAGAGGAUGACAGCUUGCUCGACAGCGAUAGGCUAGCCCAGCGCGAGGGAGAGUCUGCGCCCAAACGGAUCCGCAUCAACGACGACGACGAGGAGGAGGAGGAGGAUGACGAGGAUGAGAGCGUGCAGACGAACGGACAGAACGGCAUGCUGUCCGUCGAUGCUGGUGAGACGACCGGCAACCCCACCGCCAAUGCGUCCCGCGAAGGAUCUGCAAGCCAGCAGGUUCACUCCCAUGUCACGCCUGCUAUCCGACUCGACCCUGCAGAGCGACAGGCCCAACACCUUCGCCAGGAAGAGGCAGCGAAGCUCUACUUGGCAUCACAGACUCAUCCUAUCGUACUGCCUUCGUACUCUGCCUGGUUCGACCUGUCGAAGAUCCACACGAUCGAAAAGAAAGCCCUGCCAGAGUUCUUCAAUGGCAGGAACAGGAGCAAGACGCCUUCGAUCUACAAAGACUACCGUGAUUUCAUGAUCAACACCUACAGACUCAACCCGACAGAGUAUCUCACCGUCACUGCCUGUCGUCGCAACCUCGCAGGAGAUGUCUGUGCUAUCAUGCGCGUACACGCGUUUCUAGAGCAAUGGGGCAUCAUCAACUACCAGAUUGAUGCGGAGACGCGUCCGUCCAGCUUGGGUCCACCUUUCACAGGUCACUUCAGGAUCUUGCUCGAUACGCCCAGAGGUCUACAGCCGUUGCAUCCUGGCUCAAAACCCAGAGCAGCCAGACAGACGACCACAGACAUGCCUGCCACGGGACAACAAUCUGCCGACUUUCCGAAUAUCGAGCUUCGACGUAGCAUCCUCCAGACGGCGCCCAAUGGCAAGGACAAGCUCAUGGAUGACGCUGCGGCUGGCGAGGUAGCAGCGGGAGCGGCUUCGAACGAGCUCUCGAUAGAUGAGAAGAACAGACAAAAGUGUGCAGUCUCCGGUGUCGACAUCUCCCGAACGAGGUAUCACAACUUUAAGACGCGCAACUUUGACAUCUCUGCCAAUGACUACAAAGAAGGUCGAUAUCCCUCCCACAUGUCUGCUGCCGACUUCGUUCGGAUCGAUCAGUCUUUCUUCAAACAUGCUACAGACGAUGCCUGGACGGACCAAGAAACGCUCUUGCUCCUCGAGGGAUUGGAAAUGAACGAAGAUGAUUGGGAGGCCGUUUCGGAGCAUGUGGGCACACGAAGCAGGGAGCAAUGUAUUGCUCACUUCCUCACGUUACCUAUUGAGGAUCCCUAUCUCUCUGCGACGACUCGACAAGACUCGCUUGGUCCUUUGCAAUAUGCAAAAAUGCCGCUCAACCAAGCCGACAACCCUGUGCUCAGUAUCGUCGCCUUCUUAGCCAAUGUCGUCGAUCCCAAAGUCGCCGCUGCUGCCGCUCAAUCAGCUAUCGCUCAGAUGACCCAUUCGCUCAAGGACCGCGUGGCGGCAAAUGACGAUACGGCUGCCACUACCACGGCGAAGCCGGACGAGAGUAUGCAGCUAGACGAAGCGAGUAAACCUAGCUCGACGUCCGACAAGCCGAAGAACGACAUUGAGCGUGUUGCCUCGAUCGCCCUGGGUGCGGCUGCAGCCAAAGCUCACUUGCUAGCCAUGCAGGACGACAAAGAUCUGCAUCACUUGAUCAGAGAUGUAGUAGAUACCCAAGUCAAGAAGAUGGAGCUCAAGCUCACCCAAUUCGAACAAUUGGAAACCCUGCUCGAACUCGAGAGGAGACAGCUCGAACAGUCUAAGCAGGCGCUGUUCCAGGAGAGGAUGACCGUCGCGAGGCAAGCUGCGCUCGUCAAGGAUCUCGCUAGCAAAUUACAAUCGGGACAACAUGUCGCGCCUGAGGAACUCGAAGCUGCCACGAACACGAUGGCACUCUCGGGCAGUCUGCCGCCCUCUGCUCGAGCCGCGCCCGCGUCAAAACCUCUGGUCCCUUCUGAGCAUGUUGUCGAUCUGGCCUAA